ACCACCGGGUCCACCAACCAAUCACGGACCCCCCCCCCCCCUGAUGAAGGACAGUUCCGCCGCAGUUGAAAUAUUUGGGUAUCUUUAUGACGUGAUAAACACUAAACAUGCAGAGUGGCAGCCUUGGUUUAUGUGAAGCUACAUGUACAAUCAUGCCUCAAGACUAACAAGUGUGUGCGCGCGUGCGUGUGUGUGUGUGUGUGUGUGUUUGCGUGCGCGUGUUUAAGUGAUUUUCCGUGUGGUUUUAAAAUGGGGGAGACUCAGAGGGACCGCGAGUUUAAAGUGAGAGCACCGCUUGGCCCAGAAAGACGGUAUUGGUUUAGGAAGAGGCUUUUAAAGCCGGUAGUACGAUAUCUUCCCCACCCACACCCUCCCCUGCAAAAACAUCCAAAAAAUAAACUGAUGAACCCCCCCUGUAAAGUAAGAUUAUUUAGUAAUUAUUGACUGACGCAUAUCACCCCCGGUUCUCUCUGAUCUGAUUUCUCCUACCUCGCCGUGCUGGCGAGGGUUUGCAGUGUGGCGCUAUGCCACAGUGUGCGCUUGUUGUGUUGGUCUGGAGGUAACGGACACGAGACACCUGUCUGACACCAGAGUCCACGCCGUCGAGUGAGGCUCCGUCGAUGGGGGCCGUUUGAAAUCCAUCCUCAGGAAUUAGUUACUCUUUAUUUUUUGGUUGUUGACAUUUUUCUUUGCUGGUUAAAAUGACUAAGUUUGAGAUAUUUAAAUAAAUGCUGCUGCUCAUCAUCUCAUUUGACCUUUUUUUUUUUUGGUGUAUUGAAUAUUUUCUUAGCUGCGUUUUCGUAUGAGUUUAUAUAUCGGACAGGGAUGCUGACUCCAGUCCACUUUAAUAUUUACGAAGGCAUCGCGGUCUUUAUUUUCUUUUUUUCCUUACAUCAUUAAUUUCCAUCCUCUGUCCUGACAACCAGCGACGGUGACUUUGAGCGUGUUGUCAUGGCAAUGACGGGUCAGGAUGAACAAUCCCCCCCUCCCCCUAAACAUAAUCGUCCCAUAUCAAGGUACAGAAAUAUUUUGCUUUUAGGCAGUAAAAUUGUUAUUGGUUAUUUUGGGUUCACGGAUGAUCUUCAAACCGAAGCCCGUUGUUGAACCCUGAUACCUUAGGGGUUAACGUUGGUUCUCAUUUCAGUCAAAGGGAUCAGAAGGUUAAGACGAUGAGUUGUUAAUUAGUUUAAUUAGGCCCAGGCUGCAGCUACCAGCAGCUUUCUGUCACCAGAUGGAAAAAAACUAAGUAACGAAUUUUACCACUGAUCAUAGUCCUCCUUUAAUUUGCACUAUUCAGAAGAUUAUUUCACCUCUUUUCAAGUUUAACAUGUAUCCAACAAAUCCUUUGUUUAAACUUCAGAUCCCCAAACUUCGGCUUCUCCAUCUCGCUCUGCUCAGUGUCGUGACGAACCAAACCUUAAUUAAUAAUAACGCUUCAUAUCCGAAACGCCAUCUUUUUCUUUUCAGGGAGGUUACAUAUCCAGUUGUGUCGUAAUAUAAAUGCCCCCACUUUAGGGUCCCCACAGCCCCCUGAAGCCCCAGCGAUGGCUCCCAAACUCUCUGAUCGCCGGUCCACGUGGUCGACCGCAGCAACACGAGGAAGACGUUGAUGACACUUCAACUGGUUCCUCCUCCCCCCCUUAAUUUCAUGCAUGCUGCUUAUUUGUCCCCCUACACUCUUAUUUUGAAGUAGGCCCCCCCACUUUGUACGUGUACACGACCGCUAUAGAGGAGUAAAAUGGGUGUAAAAUUCAAACUGAAGGCUUGUGUGUGUGUGUUCUCCUGUGUGAAUGAAGAGAGAAUACAGUACAUUACUGUAGGUGCUGACUCAAACUAUCUGAGUUUGUUCAAAAAGUGUGACUUGGACAUUUAAUGCAAAAUGUAACAUAUGUGAAUAAAAUAUACACACACUUAACUGUGUAAAUGUAUCUUUAUUUUUUUGUCUAUAACUCAUGAAAUGCUUUAAUCGUCCUUUUCUCAGCUUGUUGUUGUUGGCCUUCAGGUCAACAAGAUGGUUAAUACUUCAGGUUGUACUUCAUAUAGGCUUAUAUUGGGAAAUAUCUAUAUAAUCGUAUAGAUAUAUAUUUAUAUAGCACUUUUUUAAAACAAGGUUUACAACGUGCUUUGCAAAUAAUAGGACAGGAAGUGCCCAUAUUGUAGCAUGUAUACUGUCAUGCACUAAGGAGAAAUGUCCAAUCUAUGGAAAUAACCCAUACAUGCAGCCGAGUAUUCGGCCUGUGAUACACGCUGUGUCCACCAGGGGUCUGAUGGGUCUGCCCUGUGAUACACUUUGCGACCACCAGGGGUCUCCGCUGGGUCUACCCUAGGAUACACUGCGACCAGGGGUCUGAUGGAAAAACAUACCGCAAGGGGGAAGCCUGGCUUUGUUAUUCAUGUACCAAGACGAUAGAGAACAGUAGCGGCUUCUGUUAUGAAGCUUCAAUGUUGACUUCACUGACGGGAGAACAAAACCGAACCGCAAACUCACAAUUACUACAAACGCAUACAUUCGUUUUAUAUUCAAAUUGAAUGGAUGCUCCGUACGAUCAACCCAGCCCCUGAAAUACGCCUGUUUGCUACCGUGGUAAUUGGGGGGAAUGUUUCAUGAGCAAGAGAGGCCCAUGGGGCCGACACAGACUUAGUUUGGUGCCAUGUCUAAUUAGGAAGAGCAUGUAGGUCAUGCAGUAAAUACCCGCGGUGCAAUUUUCCUUGCCAUAAAAACCAACCCAAAAGUUUUGCAUAAUAUUCUUCAUGCUCCGAGAUGUUGAUGUUACAGGCCAUUCUGCAAAAGGUGAAUUUAAGCAGCAGGCCCCACGUUGUGAACUCUAGUAGAGGUGGACAUACGGACUCAGCAAAUACAGGGCCAGAGGAGGAAAACCCCAGCCAGGAGUACUACCACCUCCAUGGCCGGAUCUGGCGGUCCCUGUAUGGACUGUACCCCUUCAAGUCCAGCAUGAUCGGCCUGCAGAACCUGGGGGACCCCUCGCUGGACUGGGACAUCGUGGAGACCAUCGGCAAGGGGACGUACGGGAAGGUGUACCGCGUCACCAGCACCAAGGACGGCAGCGAGGCCGCCGUCAAGGUCCUGGACCCCGUCAACGACGUGGACGAGGAGAUCGAGGCGGAGUACAACAUCCUUAGGAGUCUGUCCAACCACCCCAACGUGGUCAAGUUCUACGGCAUGUUCUACAAGACAGACCCCAUCGCCGGGGGACAGCUCUGGCUGGUUCUGGAGCUGUGUAACGGCGGCUCCGUGACGGAGCUCAUCAAGGGUCUGUUCAUGCGGUCCCAACGUCUCCAGGAGCCCCUCAUCGCAUACAUCCUGUACGGGGCCCUCCUGGGUCUCCAGCAUCUCCAUAACAACCGCAUCAUCCACCGCGACGUCAAGGGCAACAACAUCCUCCUGACGACGCAGGGCGGAGUCAAGCUCGUCGACUUCGGCGUCUCGGCUCAGCUGACCAGCGCCCGCUUGCGGAGGAACACGUCGGUGGGAACCCCCUUCUGGAUGGCCCCCGAGGUGAUUGCGUGCGAGCAGCAGUACGACUACUCCUACGACGCCCGCUGUGACGUGUGGUCGCUGGGCAUCACCGCCAUCGAGCUGGCGGACGGAGACCCCCCGCUGGCGGAGAUGCACCCGGUCAAGGCGCUCUUCAAGAUCCCCCGGUGAGCCUCCACCACCAGGGGGCGCCGCCGGCCCACACACCAGCCCGCCGCCGGGGUUCAGUGGGUUGAGUGGGU
Messenger RNA from Gadus chalcogrammus (walleye pollock), 3738 nucleotides. Its product is annotated as myosin-IIIb-like. The coding region runs from base 2762 to 3667 and encodes 301 amino acids. Gene Ontology annotation, molecular function: ATP binding; protein kinase activity. Gene Ontology annotation, biological process: protein phosphorylation. The record is from RefSeq and is a predicted model, not a curated record. NCBI's taxonomy places the organism in Eukaryota, Metazoa, Chordata, Actinopteri, Gadiformes, Gadidae. The transcript has 9 exons.